Messenger RNA from Tachysurus fulvidraco (yellow catfish), 1435 nucleotides. RefSeq names its product 10 kDa heat shock protein, mitochondrial-like. The transcript is spliced from 8 exons. Gene Ontology annotation, molecular function: protein folding chaperone; protein-folding chaperone binding; ATP binding. The record is from RefSeq and is a predicted model, not a curated record. Gene Ontology annotation, cellular component: mitochondrial matrix. Bases 805 to 1170 code for a protein of 121 amino acids. NCBI's taxonomy places the organism in Eukaryota, Metazoa, Chordata, Actinopteri, Siluriformes, Bagridae.
GUGUGCUUUAAAAGUCUUUAAAGGAGCAUGUGAUUGCAAUGAAAAAAGGUAAGCAUAUCAACAUGCUCAGAAUCGAGGCUUGCCCUGAGCUUUUAAGCAAUGUUUCCUGCUGCUGAAAACAGAUGCUCUGAUGUCUCACCAAACACAAAAUAAUAAAACAUAAAAACAAAAAAUAAUGUAUUUGUUUGCUCAGAGCCUUAUUAUAGGUUCCAUUCUGUCUACAGCUGAAGUAAAGUGAAGUGAGAUUUUAAUGGUGUUUUGUAGCCUGUAAGCUGCUGAGAAAUUAAUGUCAGAUGAUGACAUGAUCUUGCUUCAUUAACAGGUGAAACUGCUUGUUAAUGAGGACGAGUUUGAGCGCUACGACUGCCUGCUGCUGAAGAACUGUCUGGACCAGUUGCCGGACAUUGUGUACUGCCGUCUCUACCUGUUCCAAGCCUGUGACCCUGGAGUCCAACUCCAACUUAGGCGAGUGUCUCUACUGUAACUACACCUUCUGUAACCUGUGCAGGCGCGAUUACCAUGGCAUCUCACCCUGCCGCUAAAGCUUUCAAAAACUUUCAGCCACUACUCAACCGUGUUCUAGUUCAGCGGUUGGCAGCAGGAACUGAGAUCAAGUCCCAAGUGCUCCAGGCCACUGUGGUGGCUGUGGGACCUGGUGCCUUCAACAAGACUGGAGCUAUAAUGCCCAUCGGUGUUAAAGUGGGCGAGAAGGUUCUACUGCCAAAAAAAAAGAGGCACAAAAGUGGUGCUUGAUGAUCAGGCUGGCCUUGUGAUACUUGGACAACAACGACACUCGCUGCAGAUAUGGCUCGCACUUUUACGACUAUAUUUUUCGAAGUCCGUAAGCAGAUCGUGAAAAGUGGACAAAUCAUUUUUAAAGGACAACAAAUUCCUGAGGCUAAAGCUUUCAAAAACUUUCAGCCACUACUCAACCGUGUUCUAGUUCAGCGGUUGGCAGCAGGAACUAAGAUCAAGUCCCAAGUGCUCCAGGCCACUGUGGUGGCUGUGGGACCUGGUGCCAUCAACAAGACUGGAGCUAUAAUGCCCAUCGGCGUUAAAGUGGGCGAGAAGGUUCUACUGCCAAAAAAAAGAGGCACAAAAGUGGUCCUAGAAGAUCAGGACUAUUUCUUGUUCUGGGAUGGAGUUAUCCUGGGAAAAUUUAUAGAGUAGUUCGUAGUUUUUCAUACCCAAGUAGUGUGUGUUUAUUUUUUUGCUUUCUUUUCAGUUCAAUUGUAAAUAAUUCUGUUCAAAUGUUAUUUUAAUAAAGUGAAUUUGAGGAAAUCCUGAGGUAUUGUCUGACUUUGGAUCUGUAGAAAUGUGCUGUAAGGUCUCAUUCAGCAUAUCAGCCUGUUUAAUGCUGUGGUUAUUUUCAACUAGUUGAAAUUUUAAGUAAAAUUAUAAACCUAAUGGUUCACCCUGAAAGAUUUCACUUUCU